This is a messenger RNA of Zootoca vivipara (common lizard), 2705 nucleotides long. Its product is annotated as keratin, type II cytoskeletal cochleal. Gene Ontology annotation, molecular function: structural constituent of skin epidermis. Gene Ontology annotation, cellular component: keratin filament. Lineage: Eukaryota; Metazoa; Chordata; Lepidosauria; Squamata; Lacertidae. Gene Ontology annotation, biological process: keratinization; intermediate filament organization. The record is from RefSeq and is a predicted model, not a curated record.
CGCCAGACACACCCAGUCCAGGCAGUAAAACGAUCCCUGCUCUGCCCCCAAGCUCUUUCUAACGGAUAAAAGGAGAGGAAGUGCCAGCCCGCAGGUUCAGAGGGACUCUUCUCUCUUUAACUCCUCCGAGCCUCACUUGCUGUUUCCUCCCACCCCGUACAUUUCCCCCCCUUCUCUCUUCGAAAUAAGGAAAAAAUUCUGCUUGAAUAGGCCAUGUCGAAAUUUGGUUACAGCUCCCGCUCAGCGGCUGGGUCCGGCGGGUUCACCCAGGUCAGAGUCAGCUCUGUCUCGUCGUCUCGUGGAAUUGGAGGGGGCGGCAGUUUCAGCAAGCCGGGGGGCUUUGGCAGCUCCAGCCUCUAUAACUUGGGUUCUGGCGUCCGGAGGAUUGCCCCCGCCAGCUCCUACAGUGUCCAGUCUUCCUACGGUGGCCUUGGUUCCAGCAGACAUGGAGGGAUGUUUGCUGGAGGGUUUUCACCUGCAGGGAUUCAAGAGGUCACCAUCAACCAGAACCUCUUGUCCCCCCUCAACCUGGAAAUCGACCCCACCAUCCAGAAGGUGCGCAAGGAGGAGAAGGAACAGAUCAAGACCCUCAACAACAAGUUUGCAACCUUCAUCGAUAAGGUCCGAUUCCUUGAGCAGCAAAACAAGAUGUUGGAGACCAAGUGGAACCUCCUGCAGGAGCAGAAGACCACGCGGAGCAACAUCCCUUCCUUCUUUGAAGCAUACAUCAGCAACCUGCGGAGGCAGCUGGAUACCCUGGUGAAUGACAAGGGACGCCUGGAGGGAGAGCUGAAGAACAUGCAGGAUCUUGUCGAGGAUUUCAAGAACAAAUACGAAGAUGAAAUCAACAAGCGCACAACAGCAGAAAACGACUUUGUUGUGCUCAAGAAGGAUGUUGAUGCAUCCUACAUGAACAAGGUGGAGUUGGAGGCCAGGGUGGAUGGAAUGACUGAUGAGAUAAACUUCCUGAGGGCACUCUAUGAAAAUGAACUGCGUGAGCUGCAGAACCAGAUCUCGGAUACUUCUGUGGUGCUUCAGAUGGACAACAACCGAAACCUGGACUUGGAUAGCAUCAUUGCUGAAGUCAAAGCUCAAUAUGAGGAGAUUGCCAAUAAGAGUAGGCUUGAGGCAGAAAGUUGGUAUCAAAGCAAGUAUGAAGCCCUGCAAGCCAGCGCUGGGAAGCAUGGUGAUGACCUGCGGAGCACAAAGAACGAGAUUGCUGAGAUUAACCGCAUAAUCCUGAGACUGCAGGCUGAGAUUGAUAAUGUGAAAAAUCAGCGUGCUAAGCUCGAUGCUGCCAUUGCUGAGGCAGAGGAACGCGGGGAGAUGGCUAUCAAAGAUGCCAGGGCCAAACAAGCAGAGCUGGAGGCUGCUCUCAACAAAGCCAAACAAGAGAUGGCCCGCCAGCUGAGGGAGUACCAGGAGCUGAUGAACGUCAAGCUGGCCCUGGAUAUUGAGAUUGCCACCUACAGGAAGCUGCUGGAAGGAGAGGAGAGCCGCCUGGCUGGUGAUGGAGUUGGUUCUAUGAGCAUGACUGUGCUCAACUCCAGUUCUGGUGGCUCCUAUGGCAGCGGAGGUGGCUAUGGCUACGGAGGAGGAAUCGGCUUUGGGAGUGGAAUGGGCAGCGGCGGAGGCCUCAGUUUCUCUUCUGGAGGUGGCUCAGGUGCCGUGAAAUCAACAUACAGCGUGACAACAAGCUCAUCCAGAAGAAGUGUCAGAAACUAAGCUGAGAAAACCAAGGUCAUCACUGCCUGAACACAUCUCCAUCCCUUUCCCCCUUUCCCCAGAACAGAGGUAGAUAAAGUAAAGAAGAGACAGGGAAUAUGAGAUCAUUAUCACCCCAGAACCAAGCUGGCUGCAAAAUCCAGCAGUCAUGAAUGAAAUGAUGAUGCCACGUUCUGCAAGUGCAUUCUCCCUCCUCCCACAUCAACAGCCUAAAUCAGGGAUGGGGAACCUCCAGCCAGAUUUGGCCCAUGAGGUCCUUUCCCCCAAACCAUGUCCACCUGCCCUACGUCAGACAUCAUAUGUGAUGUCAGGUUUGGCGCAGGUCAGCUGCUCAUGAUGUCAGGUUUGGCUGGCUCAGCUGCUCAUGCAGCCUGUCCUUGCAGAAAGCAGGAUUGAACUCCCCGUAACUCUCUUGGACACCUGAACCCUGCAUGAAGCAGGACUGAAUUGGCCGCUCAUCAGCUGAUGUGCGGGGAGUUCAAUCCUGCUCUGUUGCUAUCUUACCCCCAGUUCCACGGAUGAACUUUGACAGGGAACACCCACCUGUCAAAGUUGGCCUGCAGGAUGGUGGGAGAUAAAGAUCUGGCCUGUUGAACCAAAAUGGUUCUCCAGUCCUCUAGGUGUUGUGGACUACAUUUCCCAUCAGCCCCAGCAAGUAUAGCCAAAGAAUUCUAGAGAGUUCCCCAUUCCUGCACUUUUGAAACAGGUAUACUUAUAGUGCACUGUCUGUUAUGGGGUGACUCCACAGGUUCCCCAUCUCUUGCUUAAAUUGUGGUGCUGCUCCCAUUGAGAUCAAGGGGAGUUUCGCUGUUAGUUUAACUGAGAGCAAAGUAUAAUUGGAAAAUGAAAUUCCAAACUAUCCAGGCAAUUUCCAUGUCCUCUGUUUUGGAUGCAGAAAUAGAUUACCACCCCCUCCCAAUUUUCUUGGGGGGGUGGGGGGGAUGUGGAAGUCACAAAAAAUAAAAUUCUUCUCCGAAUGA